AUGGUUUUCGGAAAGAUCCUGGUUCACCUAUACUUUUCAAUAUUUUCAGCUGAAGUAUUAGGCAUAAUUUACGCUUUAGAACAUAUUCAUGAUAAUUAUAUAACUGAGAAUAAGUUUUUAAUUCUAUCUGAUUCCAUGAGCGCUUUGCAAGCACUUAAAAAUAAAUGUGUGAGUGCAUCUGUAAAUUACUUAAUUUAUAAGUUAAGAAGUUGUUUAAGUUCUUUAUUAUAUAGAAAUAUUACUGUUGAAUUUUGCUGGGUUCCGGGACAUUCAGGAAUUUUUGGUAACGAACUUGUAGACAAGCUUGCCAAAUCCACAGAAAAUAUCCAAGUUUGUGAUUUAAAAGUACCUCAGUCUGAUUUAGUGCCUUUUGUAAAAGAACUUAUGGUUAGACGGUGGAACAACGCGUGGUCUAAAUCCAAAGAAGUCAAAGGGAAAUGGCUAGCUGAAAUAGUCCCAGCACCUAGCACCAAGUCGUGGUUUGAAUACCAAAGAAAAUAUGUAGAAAGGGCAUUUAUUACAACUAUGUGUAGAUUGCGUAUUGGUCAUGCUCGUUUUCCUGCACAUCUCUUUAGAUUAGAGCUAAGUGAUUCUGCUGUUUGUGCUCAUUGUAAUUUUAAUGUAUGUGAUCUCAAUCAUAUUUUUUUCCAUUGUCCUGCAUUUAAUUUACAAAGGCUAUUGUUUGUUGCCAUGUGUAUGGAUACAGGUUUGCAAGUUCUGCCAAAGUCCGUACAGGGCCUUUUGAAAUAUAAUAGUACAUUAUUGUCGAGGCUCGGAAGUAGCUACUUGCAGGCUGAGGAUUCGUUUUAA
Cydia splendana is the source of this 810-nucleotide messenger RNA. RefSeq lists its product as uncharacterized. Bases 1 to 810 code for a protein of 269 amino acids. Gene Ontology annotation, biological process: DNA replication, removal of RNA primer. Gene Ontology annotation, molecular function: RNA-DNA hybrid ribonuclease activity; nucleic acid binding. The transcript is spliced from 2 exons. The record is from RefSeq and is a predicted model, not a curated record. NCBI's taxonomy places the organism in Eukaryota, Metazoa, Arthropoda, Insecta, Lepidoptera, Tortricidae.